CAGGCAGGAUCGGGACCCGCGGGGAAGCGGGCGGUCGGAGGGCGUCGUUUCCGGGUCCGAGGAGUGAACGUCCCGCCUCAGUUCCCGGCCACGCGUGCCCAGCCCGGGCUGAGAUGCGAUUCAUGCUGCUGUUCAGCCGUCAGGGAAAGCUGCGGCUGCAAAAAUGGUACCUGGCCACGUCAGACAAAGAGCGGAAGAAGAUGGUUCGGGAGCUUAUGCAGGUUGUCCUGGCUCGAAAACCCAAGAUGUGCAGCUUUCUGGAGUGGAGGGACCUCAAAGUUGUCUAUAAGAGAUAUGCCAGCCUCUACUUCUGCUGCGCCAUUGAGGGCCAAGACAAUGAGCUCAUCACCCUGGAGCUGAUCCACCGAUACGUGGAACUCCUGGACAAAUACUUUGGCAGUGUGUGCGAGCUGGACAUCAUCUUCAACUUCGAGAAGGCCUACUUCAUCCUCGAUGAGUUUCUGAUGGGAGGGGACGUCCAGGACACCUCUAAGAAGAGUGUGCUGAAGGCUAUCGAACAGGCUGACCUGCUGCAGGAGGAGGAUGAGUCGCCGCGCAGUGUGCUGGAGGAGAUGGGUCUGGCAUAGCCCCUGCCGGCCGGGCCCCGUGGAGCUGGGGGAGCUGGUGGAGAGGCAGGGCAUGGUAGCUGCUUCUCCCGCGUCCCUCAGGGCCCUUCUCUUGGUGGGACCCAGCUGCCCCUCCUCUGCCGCCUCACCUUUGGAGGGAGCCGUGGGCUCCGGCCCUUCAAACAUUCCCUUGCUCCACCCCCACCUUUCCCACUAAAGGCUUUCGGAGCUAGGAGGCAGGAAAAUGUGACCAAGACGGGGUGCUAUUUGGCUGUCAUUCCCUGCCUUUGAAGAACCAACGUCACCCAGAAAUCCUCCCCCACUUAUGACUGUAAAUAUAUAAAUAUGUCAGGUUAAAGGGAAAAGGUCUUCAGGGCUCUUCUCUCUCCUCUGCCCCAAAACCUACCUCCACCCCUCCCCCUAGCCAGCCAGGGCAGCUUCUCUGCUGGGAGGGGGCCUUUUCCCUCACCUGCCCCCACCUCCUCCUUGGCCAUCGUGGGGCCCCUGUCCAGUGCCAGGGCAGGAACAACAUAGUUAAUUUUUUUCUAACCUUGCCACUUUGAAGGAAGGGCUGGGGGAAGGGCAGGCUUUCUGGGACACUGGCCCUGUGCCUCCUCCACUCUGUUCUGGGUGAGGCAAGAGCUAAGGGGGAGGGGCGGGCAAAGUGUCCACCUUUAUUUCCUUUAUUCCGAAAUAAAAGGAAAAAGUGUUUCUGGA
Molecule: messenger RNA, 1283 nt
Organism: Sciurus carolinensis (gray squirrel)
Lineage: Eukaryota; Metazoa; Chordata; Mammalia; Rodentia; Sciuridae
Gene: Ap1s1
Product: adaptor related protein complex 1 subunit sigma 1
Exons: 5
Coding region: 114-587 (157 amino acids)
Biological process (GO): intracellular protein transport; vesicle-mediated transport
Cellular component (GO): intracellular membrane-bounded organelle; AP-1 adaptor complex; membrane coat
Molecular function (GO): clathrin-cargo adaptor activity
Source: RefSeq, a predicted model, not a curated record